AAUGAAUAGUGUGUAUGCCCGAUGAUCUCACCGUUCGUCAAUCUUGACAAUGCAAAGGACCGGUCGACCGCGGGGCGCGGUACGGGGCAGACGGGGACUACACUGCAGGGUUUGUGCGAUUCACAUUUCACGCACACCGCAUGCCGUACGACCAGUCAGUACGACAGUAAAGUUGUCCGCCUCACGCGCGGCGCGCGCGCUGUUUUUAUUAUAAGCUUUCCGUCUUUACUAAAAAUUCUUCUUCUAGUCAAAAUGUAGUGUAGUAUCAAAAAAGUAAUAAAACAGUGCUUAUAUUGUGUACUAAAAGUGGCUUAAUUUUGUAAACGCUACAUGCUACGGUCCAAAGAACAAUGCUGUGGGAAAAAAUAACGUUCAGCUGGCAUCGGCUGUCGUUCCCAGCUACCUACCUACCUCUCUCCCCCCGCGAACCGGGUGCCGGGUUCAAUGUGCCUCUCUGCGUUUAUUCAUCGUUUGUGGGAAAAGUUGACCCCCGUUUUUAAAUUUUAUUGUUAACGAAUUCACACGAUUUCGUUUUUGUGACUACCGCAUCUUAAAAUCAUCAGAUUAAAAAUUAAUAUAUUAGUUUAAUUUAAAAUAUUUGUCUGAUUAAAAAUUGCUGUGAUCGUGACUCGAACAAUUAAUUCGGAAGUAAUUAAUGAAUGUGGACCGUCAAAAAGCAGUUUAGUAAGAACUAGUCGUCAAGGUCAAAACUACAUACCGCAGAUCUACAACAUUGUUUGUUUAAGCUUUGCCAUGUUUGUGGAGUAUCAAAUUCUUCGUAAUAAUUAUCUCAUUUUGAUACGAAUAACAUUUCGUCAAAUGAAGAUUAAACGUAUGUUAAAUAAUAAAUUUACACGUGAACGUUGUAUUGCGAAACAGCCGUUAUAGUCGUGUUAUAUUUCGAACGUGCUAAGUUGCGUUGUACGUGAUCUUCAAGUGCAUAAUGAAAAUAAUAUGUGAAGUUUAUUAAGUGUGUGAGAAUAUUACCUGUUAGUGUCAGUGAUAUUAAUAUUCAAGAUGGGCAACCAGGGUUCGUCACCGCAUGAGCCGCUUGAUCGUGUCCAAACUCAAAAUGCAGAUCUGAAAAUGAAGUCGUCAGUCCGCAGUUCGUUAAGGCGGGCGCGCGCCGGGGCCGCGCUGUCGCCGCCGCGCGCCGGCAUGGAGCGGCUGCGACGCUCCUUCCGCGAGUCCUUCCGCCGUCGCAAGGGCUCUCCGCCCGAGUCCGCGCGUCCGCACCAAUGGCACGCGGACGAGGCCGCCGUGCGCGCGGGCACCUGCACCUUCCCCGUUAAGUACCUCGGAUGCGUCGAGGUCUUCGAGUCCCGUGGCAUGCAGGUUUGCGAAGAGGCGCUUAAAGUUCUCCGGAAUUCUCGCCGACGUCCCGUUCGUGCCGUGUUGCAUGUAAGCGGAGACGGUUUACGCGUAGUGGAAGAGGAGACUAAGGGGCUUAUUGUAGAUCAGACCAUCGAGAAAGUGUCUUUCUGCGCGCCAGAUAGAAAUCAUGAACGAGGGUUUAGUUACAUCUGUCGCGAUGGCACCACCCGCCGGUGGAUGUGUCACGGGUUCCUCGCGUCCCGCGACAGCGGCGAGAGGCUGUCGCACGCGGUGGGCUGUGCGUUCGCCGCGUGCCUCGAGCGCAAGCAGCGCCGCGACAAGGAGUGCGCCGUCUCCAUGAGUAUCGACGCGGCCAGCCACGCGUUCACUCGCCAGGGAUCUUUUAGAAAAUCGGGUAUAACGAGUCGGCGCACGUCGGAGGUGGAGCCGGCCCCGAGCCCCGCCGCGCCGGCCGCCGCGCCGCCCGCCGCGCCGGCGCCGCGCUCGGCCGCGCACAACCCCUUCGCCGUGGAGCGCCCGCACGCCGCGCCGCACCUGCUCGAGCGACAGGGCUCCUUUAGGGGCUUUGCGCAUCUUAAUAACAAUUCACCGUUCAAGCGUCAGAUGUCGCUGCGCAUCAGUGAGCUGCCCUCUAACCUGGAGCGACAGCGCAUAGGGCUGGGCUCGCCCGACGCGCUGGCCGCGCUGCCGGCGCCGCCCGCCGCGCCCGCCGGCCUCGGCCUGCCCGACGUGGCGCCCAUCGAGGAGAAAACGUCGGAAGCGGAUCCAGUCGCUGAAAUGUGUCAGCAGCUGUCGCUGGGGCUGCGCGCCCUGGCCGAGGAGCCGGUGCCGGUGAGCGGCGCGCUGCCGCACCCGGACGCGUGGCUCGGCCGCGUGGCGCGCGCGCCCCCGCUGGCCGCCGCCGGCCGCGCCGCCUCCUUCGCCGGCCACUCCGCCGUCACCACCAACCCUUUCCUGGCGCCCACCCCUGCACAUCUUUAAACGAAUCCGGCCGCCCGAGGAAAUUGACGAAAGCAUUCAUGGCUAUUUGAAAUUAUACAAUCUCUUUUAUCUUUGCAGUUAUGCUUAACUAUAGAACAUGAGACAGAGGUAGAAGGUUUUGUUUUUAAACUUAUCCUAGAGUCGUUGAGCGAUCUUACUACAAUUACUUACGAUUGCUAUGGCACCGAUGUGAUCGCUCUUGUUACAGUAUAUUGAAUUUGAUAUCUCAAUAUACCACAGGUUUUACGUCGUAAAUUUUGAUUGAAAAACAAUAUGUAUUUAUAAUUUAAUGCUAAAUUACAAAGUUGAAAAUAUUUUGUUGAAACUAACAUAGAAUAUCGAAGGACAAAACUAAUCAGGGCAAUGUUCCUGUUACAUAUUUUUAAAGCCAUAUUUUUUAUUUAUACAGUUGAAGUAAUCAGCCGUCUCAUUAUUCGUAAAUGCUAGUUAUUAUAUAAACCGAGGUUGUCUUUUUACAAAAUGGUUUUUAUCUGAUCCUAAGUCAAAAUUAAUUGGAAUAUUAUAAAUUUAGCAUAUUUUUGAUGACUUUUUUUGCUGUUGUUUUAAGCGUGAAGUCAUCAGAUAAAAAAGAACUUUAAUUUUCAAUACGUAAAUAAAACUAGAUAAUGCUCAAACUACGUAUUUACUAUAAUUGUUAUAUUAUUAAUCAAUAUCAGCAGAAUCCGUCAUAUUGAACAGUAAGAAUGAUAAACUCAUAUAUGUGUAGUGCUUUUAGUGAAUCGUAAUAAUACUUGAGCACAUUUGUAAUCUUGCACGCUGUAUUAAAAAAAUAUCUACUUAUAAUAAAAAUUAGUAUUUUCUGAGAUAACGAUCGCCAUUUUAAUGGUGUGAGUAGUAUAUAAACACUUGACUAUACUUUCUGAUUACUAAAUUUUGAUUAUAUUUUUAACAAACAAAUAUACAGUAAUUGCGAUAUAAUUUUUGAUGUUUCUACAUUAUAGAAUAAUUAAUCCCAUUGAUUAUUAAUGUCAUUACAAUAGACAAGUUUAAAAUAUAUGUAAAUGUACUUAAUUCCUUUAUAAAUGGCACUGAGCUUUUGCGCUGCACUUAAGUGUUGUUGAUGUAAUACGUAAGUUAAGACUAUUUCCAUGCUAUACGUCCAUGGACAGUAUUAAAUAAAGCCGAUCGCAUUGUUUAAUAAAACGCGUAAUGAACAAACGAACAAUACAGUAUUUUAUCGUAACAAUCUACGUACUUGUAUAAUACUUUUUUGGAUAUAUAUAUAUAUUUCUUUUUGUAUAUAAUUGUACAUUUAUAGGUUACUUAAAGGACAUCAUUUGUGAAUCUGUUUUUGUUUAUAUUAUUUUUUUAAAGUAACUAAAAAUAGAGAGGUAUUUCGAACAAAUUGUGUAAUAUACUUUGGUAACUAUAAAAAGCACGUAUGUUUUGUGUGACGACUCUCGAUUUAAUGUUAAUUAGUUACUAAAAGUUUUUGUUAUUUUUUAGGUUAUAAUUUUAAAAAUCUACUAUUUUUUUUAAACACAUUAUGGACAAAAAGAGGUUUUGCAGUAUGAUCUUUCCUGCGAUUUCUACUCAUGAUUUGUGUUCAAUUUUUUGUUACUUAAUUAUCUGCAGUGACUGAAUUCUCUCUUACAUUAAUUUAAUCCCAAAGCUAAUGUUCUAAACUAUAUACUUAAAGCAAACCUCUUUUUGUUUUGAACAAAAAGCACAAUGAUUAUUGCACAAUAAUUGUUGCAUUUUACAUUCCACUUAUUACAAUAUUCGUGAAUUUACUUAAAACUUGACGCAUAUUAACUACUUGAUUAAUAUUUCGCUCUUGUACUUACAGUUAUUUUCUGAAAAUACUUAAUGUAUAAAAAAAUAAUUAAUAUUGUUGGUACUUUUUACGUGAUUUACUUAAAACUUGAUCAGAUCCAAAAACCUGUCGAGGCAAUGUAUCGCCUGUUCCAUAUAAAUAAUUUCUAGUAUUUUCCAGUGACUCAAAACUAUUAUAAAAAUUAUGUAAUUAAAUGUGAUAUAAAGCAUAUUUGGUGAUAAGAAUAUUAAAAAUACGCUAUUUGCACAUUUAUCAAUAUUCUGCACGCGAAAGUUUGUACCACUGUUGGUGGUUAAAAGUAAAAGUACAUUAAUCAAUAGAAAUGUUCCGUAACUAAAGACUAGUUUUAAUUUAAUAAGUACUUACUUCCACAAAGGAUUAUUUUCUUAUGUACUCUUAUUUAAAUAUUUGGAAAUUAUCGGACAUGUUGUACUUAAUAUAUCAAAAACCAGUUGUUUAAGAGAAUUGUUGGGUGUUUUUGUAUAUUUUUUCCGAUUUUAUUUGUGGCUAAAUUAUAACAAAGCUUGUAUAUACAAGGGGAUAUAUGUAGAUAUUUUAGAUAACAAGAGUUCAAAUAUUAUGAAGAGUAAUAAAAUAUUAUGGUUAGUUGAAA
Molecule: messenger RNA, 4727 nt
Organism: Vanessa tameamea
Lineage: Eukaryota; Metazoa; Arthropoda; Insecta; Lepidoptera; Nymphalidae
Gene: numb
Product: protein numb
Exons: 7
Coding region: 1018-2316 (432 amino acids)
Cellular component (GO): cytoplasm
Source: RefSeq, a predicted model, not a curated record